CAACGAAGCUUCAUAAAUGAUCAGGAAGACACGGUGCAACAACACGAAGCUACAGAAACGAAGAAGCAAAACAAACAAUGGCAAAGACACCCCAAAUAGUGGUAGUAGGGAGCAGUACUUGGGGAAUCAGAAACAUCUUUCAUUCUCUUCUAGCCAUCUUAACCACUCUUCUAGUUAUCACGACCAUUUAUCUAACACAAGAGGGAGCACAAUUAAAGUCUCCAAAAACAAAUAAUGUCUCUUGUGAUGAGUCAUUGUCAUCAUCAAGUUCAAAAUGUGACUUGUUCUCUGGGAAGUGGGUUUUUGAUAACGAAUCUUAUCCACUUUACAAAGAGCAUCAAUGCAGUUUCAUGUCAGAUCAAUUGGCUUGUGGGAAGUAUGGAAGGAAGGACCUGAGUUACCAGAACUGGAGAUGGAAGCCCCACCAGUGUGACCUUCCUAGGUUCAACGCCACAGCAUUGCUUGAGAGGCUGCGAAACAAGAGGCUUGUGUUUGUGGGGGAUUCACUUAACAGAGGCCAAUGGGUUUCCUUGGUUUGCCUUGUUGAUUCUUCAUUGCCCCAAACUCUCAAAUCCAUGCAUUCCAAGGCCAAUGGUUCACUAAACAUUUUCAAGGCCAAAGAAUACAAUGCAACCAUUGAGCACUAUUGGGCCCCAUUACUUGUAGAAUCAAACUCAGAUGAUCCAGUAAACCAUAGGGUACCCGAGCGCACUGUGAGGGUCAAGGCCAUUGAAAAACAUGCAAGGUACUGGACUGAUGCAGAUUAUCUAGUCUUCAACACUUACCUCUGGUGGAGAAGGCCUGUCAUGAAUGUUCUGUGGGGAUCAUUUGGAGAGCCAAAUGGGGUUUACAAAGGUGUUGAAAUGUUGAGAGUCUAUGAAAUGGCCCUAAGGACCUGGUCUGAUUGGUUGGAAAUCCAUGUCAAUCGUACCAAGACCCACUUGUUUUUUGUUGGCAUGUCACCCACUCAUGAAAGGGCUGAAGAAUGGGGAGCAGCCAAGGGGGAUACUUGCUACAAAGAAAUAGAUAUGAUAGCGAAAGAGGGGUAUUGGGGGAAAGGGUCUGAUCCUAAAAUGAUGCAUGUGGUAGAGAAGGUGCUUGAUGAUUUGAAAACCAGAGGUUUGAAUGUUCAAAUGCUUAACAUCACACAGCUCUCAGAAUACAGAAAAGAAGGUCAUCCAUCUAUCUACAAGAAGCAGUGGGAACCUCUAACCAAAGAACAGAUUACAAAUCCAAAUAGUUAUGCAGAUUGCAUACACUGGUGCCUCCCUGGAGUUCCUGAUGUGUGGAAUGAGCUCCUUUAUGCUUAUAUUUUCAACCAAUAACACACAUUUUCCAUGGCAAGCAUGGAAAUCAGUGUUUUGUGUAAAAAUGACACAUUUAUAUAGCCCCACUUCUCUUUCUAUUUAAUAA
Lotus japonicus is the source of this 1413-nucleotide messenger RNA. RefSeq names its product protein trichome birefringence-like 34. Bases 78 to 1325 code for a protein of 415 amino acids. Gene Ontology annotation, molecular function: O-acetyltransferase activity. The transcript has 5 exons. The record is from RefSeq and is a predicted model, not a curated record. NCBI's taxonomy places the organism in Eukaryota, Viridiplantae, Streptophyta, Magnoliopsida, Fabales, Fabaceae. Gene Ontology annotation, cellular component: Golgi apparatus.